This is a messenger RNA of Sphaeramia orbicularis (orbiculate cardinalfish), 6838 nucleotides long. It is a transcript of the gene ptprfa, whose product is annotated as protein tyrosine phosphatase receptor type Fa. Gene Ontology annotation, biological process: protein dephosphorylation. Bases 314 to 6076 code for a protein of 1920 amino acids. The record is from RefSeq and is a predicted model, not a curated record. The transcript is spliced from 36 exons. NCBI's taxonomy places the organism in Eukaryota, Metazoa, Chordata, Actinopteri, Kurtiformes, Apogonidae. Gene Ontology annotation, molecular function: protein tyrosine phosphatase activity; protein binding.
CUCACUCAGCAGCACUGACCCACUCUAGACCAGCAGAGGUUCAGAUCAGGAGCCCAGACCAGACCUACCUGUGGCUGACCUCGUCCUCCCCCUUAGGCUGCACACUCUGCCUGCUUUAAGGGGGGGAAUUACUUUAUGAGGCUUUGUAGUGGGAAUACUUCUGACACUUUCUGAGGAGCUGAACUCAACUCUACUUAGGAAACUUUACUUUUCUCCAUGGAUCGUGACUCAGGUGUCACUCUAUGAUUGCGUGAAGUCGUAGCCGAUCAACAGCAGCGUGAGGAUCAGAGGAGAGUACACCGACAGUCAGACCAUGGCCUGUAGACUCAGAUGGCUUCCACCUCUCACCAGGGGAGCUCUUCAUCUCCUGCUGCUGGCCAGGCUGGUGCUGCCUUCUCACACAGAGAGCAUGCCCAGCUUCAUCAAAUCCCCCGACGACCAGACAGGGAUUUCGGGAGGAGUGGCAUCAUUCGUAUGCCAGGCGGUGGGUGAGCCCAAGCCACGCAUCACCUGGAUGAAGAAGGGGAAGAAAGUCAGCUCUCAGCGCUUUGAGGUGAUUGAGUUUGACGACGGCUCAGGCUCAGUGCUGCGGAUCCAGCCUUUGAGGACCCAUCGAGACGAAGCCAUCUAUGAAUGCACAGCCACCAACAGUGUGGGAGAGAUCAACACCAGUGCCAAGCUCACCGUCUUAGAGGAGGACCAGAUCCCGCAUGGUUUCCCCACCAUUGACAUGGGGCCCCAGCUGAAGGUUGUGGAGAGAACACGUACGGCGACGAUGCUCUGCGCCGCCAGUGGUAAUCCCGACCCUGAGAUCUACUGGUUCAAAGACUUCCUACCUGUAGACAUCAGCAGCAGCAAUGGACGAAUAAAACAGCUGCGCUCAGGUGGUACACCAAUCAGAGGAGCGCUUCAGAUUGAGAACAGCGAGGAGUCGGACCAGGGCAAGUACGAGUGCGUGGCAGUCAACAGCGCCGGGACUCGCUACUCGGCUCCGGCUAACCUUUAUGUUCGAGAUCAACGGGAAGUUCGUCGUGUGCCUCCCCGUUUCUCCAUACCCCCCACCAAUCAUGAGGUCAUGCCCGGCGGCAGCGUCAACCUCACCUGCGUGGCCGUCGGCGCUCCCAUGCCUUAUGUAAAGUGGAUGAGCGGCGAGGUGGAGCUGACCAGGGAGGAGGAGAUGCCCAUCGGACGCAACGUUCUGGAGCUCACCAACAUCCGCCAGUCGGCCAACUACACCUGUGUCGCCAUGUCGUCCCUGGGCAUGAUCGAAACCACGGCACAGAUCAUCGUCAAAGCCCUGCCAAAGCCGCCCACUUCCCUCAUUGUGACAGAAACCACAGCCACUAGUGUCACCCUGACGUGGGACUCGGGAAACCCUGAACCAGUAUCCUACUAUGUGAUCCAGUACAGAGCCAAAGUGUCUGACAACGGCUUCCAGGAGGUGGAUGGAGUAGCCACCACCAGAUACAGCAUCGGGGGCCUCAGUCCGUUCUCUGAGUAUGAGUUUCGUGUCAUGGCAGUCAACAACGUGGGCCGGGGGCCACCCAGCGGCAUCGUGGACACCCGCACAAGUGAACAAGCGCCGUCGUCCCCUCCGCUCCACGUCCAGGCGCGAAUGUUGAGUUCCAGCACCAUGCUAGUUCAAUGGGAGUCCCCCGAGGAGCCCAAUGGACAAAUCCGGGGCUACAGGGUCUACUACAGCUCAGACCAUGAUGCCCCGCUCAGCGCCUGGCAGAAACACAAUACGGAUGACAGCCAGCUCACCACCAUCUCAGACCUGACAGCAGAUAUUACCUACAGCCUCAGGGUGUUGGGCUUCACUUCUGUUGGAGAUGGGCCGCCCUCUGAUGUCCUGCAGAUCAAGACCCAGCAGGGAGUUCCUGCUCAACCGUCUGAAUUUGAGGCCGAGGCUGAGCUGGACUCCCGUAUCAUGCUGUCAUGGCUCUGGCCGGUCCAGGACCCGAUCAUCGGCUAUGAACUCCUCUACUGGGAGGCCAGCAAUCCUGGAGACAAGCAUCGUAAAGCGUUUGAUGCGGCGGGCUCCUACGCCGUGGAGGGGCUGAAGCCAGACACGCUCUACAUGUUUUCCCUGGCAGCUCGUUCAGAGAUGGGCUUAGGUGUCUUUACUCAGCCGAUUGAAGCGAAGACGGCCCAGUCCACACCUUCAGCCCCUCCCCAGGAGGUCCGCUUGCUCAGCCCGACCUCCACCAGCAUCAAGGUGAGUUGGGUGGCCCCGCCUACAGACAGACGCCACGGGGAGCUAGUGCGCUACUCCAUAACCUACCAGGCAGUGACAGGGCCGGACACGGAGCGCCACCAGGUGUCAGGACUUGGCGCCGACGUCACCAGCUACACGCUGGAGGGCCUGGAGAGGUGGACUGAGUAUGUGGUGCGGGUGAGGGCCCAUACUAAUGUGGGGCCCGGCCCGGAGAGCCCCGCAGCCCGCAUCCGAACCCAGGAAGAUGUGCCCGGAGCUCCUCCCAGGAAGGUGGAGGCCGACGCCCUCAACUCCACGGCCCUCAGGGUGACCUGGAAGCCCCCGCUGUCUCUGAAACAGCACGGCCAGAUCCGAGGCUACCAGGUGAUCUAUUCCAGACUGGAGAACGGGGAGCCUCACGGUCAGCCGGUCAUCAUGGACGUUUCCUACGCAGACGCCCAGGAGGCCAUCAUCACAGGACUCCUCCCUGAGACCACAUACUCGGUGACUGUGGCUGCCUACACCACAAAGGGAGAUGGAGCUCGUAGUAAGGCCAAGGUGGUCACCACGACAGGAGCAGUCCCUGGCAAGCCUACGAUGAUGAUCAGCACCACCAUAGGAAACACCGCCCUAAUUCAGUGGCAGCCUCCUAAAGAGAUGGUUGGGGAGCAUAUUGGAUACCAGCUGCAGUAUAAGAGAGCAGAGGAGGCAGCUUUUACCAUCAAAGACUUCCGAAAGAUGGACGAUCAUUUCACAGUCACAGGCCUCCACAAAGGAGCCACCUACAUCUUCAAACUGUGUGCCAAAAACCGAGCGGGCAACGGGGAGGAGUAUGUGAAGGAGAUCAGCACCCCAGAGGACAUCCCCAGUAGUUAUCCUCAGAAUCUGAGCGUAGUCGGCCUGACCGCCACCUCCACCAAACUCUCCUGGGAUCCCCCGCCUCUGGCCGGGCGGAACGGGAAGAUCAUCAAGUAUGUGGUGGUGUACCGAGAUAUCAACAGUCAGCAAAACAGCACCAACACGACCACAGAAACACAGAUGACCGUGCAAGGUCUGCAGCCUGACACCACCUACGACAUCAGAGUCCAAGCUUUCAACAGCAAAGGAGGAGGACCCAUCAGUCCCAGCAUCCAGAGCAGGACCAUGUCCACCUCCAUGCCAGCAUUCACUAAGAAAUUUGGCGUGAAGGCUGUGAUGAAAACCUCUGUCCUGCUCACCUGGGAAGUGCCAGAAACCUACAAAUCUCAAGUGCCACUCAAGAUCUUGUACAACCAGCAGAGUGUUGAGGUUCCAGGCCACCUGAAGAGGAAGCUGAUCACUCAGCUGCAGCCAGACACCGAUUACUCCUUCGUGCUGAUGAGUCGUGGGAACAGUGCCGGCGGCCUCCAGCAGCAGGUUUCCAUCCGGACCGCCCCAGAUCUGCUGAAAACCAAACCGGCCCGGUACCAACACGGCCUGGAGGAGGGUGGGAAGGUGACCGUCAGUCUGCCCAAAGUCCCUACAGGAGCUGCCGUGAGGUGGUACUAUAUAGUGGUCGUCCCUGUCACUGCAGCUUCUCAGAGGAAAUGGGAGAACCCUGAAGACAUGGACAUAGAUGAGCUCCUGGAGGCCGGCGCUGACAGCAGCCUGCAGAGGAAGAAGAGACAGAGCCAGGACUUUCCUCAGCCCUACAUCGCUGCCAAGUUGGAAACUCUGCCUGAGACCUUCACUCUGGGCGAUGAGAAGACGUACAAUGGCCACUACAACAAGCCGCUCCCUGGACAACAGCAGUACCGCUGCUUUGUCCUCGCCGACCUGAUGGACCACGAGUCUCAGAGGACGUUUGCAGCCAGCCCAUUCUCUGAACCCAUCAUGGUGAACAGUGGGGUCCCCAUACCCCCCGAGGAGCCCGAGAUGUUGUGGGUGAUGGGACCGGUGCUCGCUGUCAUUCUCAUCAUUCUCAUUGUGAUUGCUAUCUUACUCUUCAAAAGCAAACAAGAAAGAAAACGAACUUCUCCGUCAUCCAAGGACGAGCACAUGGCGGGGGUAAAGGACUCACUGCUGGCCCACUCUUCAGACCCUGUGGAGAUGAGAAGACUCAACUAUCAAACACAAGGUUCCAGUGCCCUCAGUGUCCCGAACACUCCAAGGAUGAGGGAACAUCCUCCCAUUGCCAUCUGUGACCUGGCAGACCACAUAGAGAGGCUGAAGGCCAACGACAGCCUGCGCUUCUCCCAAGAAUAUGAGUCUAUUGAUCCAGGACAGCAGUUCACUUGGGAGCACUCUAACCUGGAGGUCAACAAGCCAAAGAACCGCUAUGCAAAUGUGAUCGCCUAUGACCACUCCAGAGUCAUCCUCACACCUGUAGACGGGGUUCCUGGUAGUGACUACAUCAACGCCAACUACAUAGACGGCUACAGGAAGCAGAAUGCGUACAUCGCGACACAAGGCCCGCUGCCAGAAACACUGAGCGACUUCUGGAGGAUGGUGUGGGAACAAAGGACCUGCACUAUCAUCAUGAUGACACGCCUGGAGGAGAAGUCACGGGUGAAGUGUGACCAGUACUGGCCCAGUCGAGGCACAGAGACAUAUGGGAUGAUUCAGGUGACCAUGCUGGACACUGUGGAACUGGCCACCUACAGCGUACGCACCUUUGCCCUGUAUAAGAAUGGCUCAAGUGAGAAGCGAGAAGUGCGACAGUUCCAGUUUAUGGCCUGGCCUGACCAUGGAGUGCCUGAGUAUCCUACCCCAACACUGGCCUUUCUACGCAGAGUCAAAGCCUGUAACCCUCCAGACGCCGGGCCCAUGGUGGUCCACUGCAGUGCUGGCGUGGGCCGGACGGGCUGCUUCAUCGUCAUCGAUGCCAUGCUGGAGAGGAUGAAACACGAGAAGUCGGUGGACAUUUACGGUCAUGUGACAUGUAUGAGAGCCCAGAGGAACUACAUGGUGCAGACAGAGGAUCAGUACGUUUUCAUCCAUGAGGCCCUGCUGGAAGCUGCAGCAUGUGGCAACACAGAAGUACCUGCCCGAAACCUGUAUGCCCACAUCCAGAAACUCACCCAGAUCCCUGCUGGAGACACUGUCACCGCCAUGGAGCUGGAGUUCAAGAAACUGGCCAAUUCUAAAGCACAUACCUCAAGAUUCAUUAGUGCCAACCUGCCGUGCAACAAAUUCAAGAACCGCCUGGUGAACAUCAUGCCUUUUGAGUCCACCCGCGUCUGCCUGCAGCCAAUCAGAGGUGUCGAGGGCUCCGACUACAUCAACGCCAGCUUCAUUGAUGGAUACAGGCAGCAGAAAGCGUACAUCGCAACCCAGGGCCCGUUAGCCGAGACCACAGAGGACUUCUGGAGAAUGCUGUGGGAGAACAACUCCACCAUCGUGGUCAUGCUCACUAAGCUGCGUGAGAUGGGACGGGAAAAGUGCCAUCAGUACUGGCCCGCUGAGCGCUCUGCACGCUACCAGUACUUUGUUGUGGAUCCCAUGGCUGAGUACAACAUGCCUCAGUACAUCCUGAGAGAGUUCAAAGUCACCGACGCCCGGGACGGCCAGUCGAGGACCAUCAGACAGUUCCAGUUCACUGACUGGCCUGAACAAGGAGUGCCAAAAACUGGAGAGGGUUUCAUCGACUUCAUUGGACAAGUUCAUAAAACUAAAGAGCAGUUUGGGCAAGACGGACCGAUCACUGUGCACUGCAGUGCUGGUGUUGGGCGGACUGGUGUGUUCAUCACCCUGAGCAUCAUCCUGGAGAGAAUGAGGUACGAGGGAGUGGUCGACCUCUUUCAGACCGUCAAGACGCUCCGAACUCAGAGGCCAGCCAUGGUGCAGACAGAGGACCAGUACCAACUGUGCUACCGGGCUGCUCUGGAGUACCUGGGGAGCUUCGAUCACUAUGCAACAUAACCCCACCCAGACAGACACCCUCAGAUGAGUUCGGUGUCUCCUCUGAGCCAUAAAUCCACUCAGCUCCAUCGGUCCCGACAGGCCUGAUGAGGAGGCUACGAGGAGGACUGAUGAGGAGGUGACAACAGGAGGAAAAACAAGCAAGACGUGAGAGAAGAGGCACCAGACAUCCUCCUUCUGGACUGAUGCCAUGAUUCUGCCACAGACGCCCCACACCGAACCCUCCCCACUCCCUCCCCCAACCCCCCAACCCCCACCCCCUUCCCCACCUCAACGCCGACCCAGGAAAACACGCCUCUGAUUCUGAACCGAACACUCCCCAUCACUCCCUGGAUUCUGCCUCCUCUGAAUAGCACAAACUAUUUUUCUGCUAUUUUCAUUUAUAUCCAUCACUGCUAUAUUGUUCUAAAUAUCUAGAAUUUAUUUUGUAUUCACUUACACUGGUUAUUAUUAUAUGUCUUAAUGGGUCUUUGCUUAUCUUUUUUUUUUUAAUGUUUAUUAGGACAUGUAUUUUCAACAUGCUCCGAGUUAUUAAUACUGCAGAGCACAUACUCACAGCUGCUAAUAAUUUUAUUUUGUACCAUAGCUAUGUUAUUCUGUUAUCAGUUGGUAUUAUUUAGGGGGAAAUGUGGGUUUUGACUUCCUGUCUUGAUAUCCAGCAGAAUGAUGAUACCUACCAAACAGAUCAAAUGAACAGAUAAAGCUUGUGAUCUACAGUAUGAAAUAAACCUGUGGCUGUAAACGUGACUACUGACAUCUGAA